Molecule: messenger RNA, 3747 nt
Organism: Liolophura sinensis
Lineage: Eukaryota; Metazoa; Mollusca; Polyplacophora; Chitonida; Chitonidae
Product: exosome complex component 10-like
Exons: 23
Coding region: 7-2535 (842 amino acids)
Biological process (GO): nuclear polyadenylation-dependent rRNA catabolic process; nuclear polyadenylation-dependent antisense transcript catabolic process; nuclear polyadenylation-dependent snRNA catabolic process
Cellular component (GO): nucleolus; nuclear exosome (RNase complex)
Molecular function (GO): single-stranded RNA binding; nucleotide binding; 3'-5'-RNA exonuclease activity
Source: RefSeq, a predicted model, not a curated record
UUCAAUAUGGCUGACAAACAUGUGUCUUCGUCUGCCGGAGCAGGGCCAAGUAAUGUCGAACGUGCUGACUCCACAUCAGACCAACCUAUCCAAGGCUUCGAGAGCAUUGAUCAGUUUACUCAGCAAGGGUUACGCUCAGUUCUUGGAGCCACUAAAUCAUCCAAUGACUUGCCUGCUCCUGGAGAUGAUUUUGAUUACUACAGCAGUUUUGAUUCGUUCAGGAACGUCAUGGAAGUGGAGGGACGGCGACUCAUUCAUCUGAUGAAAAGAAUCUUGCGUCAUCAAGGAGUGAAGGGAACGCUAGAACAUACAGACCACUUGGACCCGGAAGACACAUUUGAUGUUUUGGCAGAUGCUAAUGACCAUAUACUAGAGAGAGUGGGUAGCAGUUUGGAUGAAGCAUCUGGAGUAAAGACGGCAACUCAGACCCUGGUGGUGGCCAGUAUCAAGGGGCAGACAACUCCACAGGCCAGCUGGAACAAGAAGUCACCCAGUACAUCCGGGAAAAGUUACAGACUGCUCGCAGCGCAUAACAUCAAAAGGCCACAGCUGAAAUUCAGGGAUAAGGUAGACAACGCCAACAAGCCGUUUGUUCCUAUCAUAAGGACAAAGCCUAAUGCUCUCCAGUCACUAGCAGACAGUUUGAUGAUACCCGUCUCCCAAGAUGCCAAUCACCCCUCAUUUCUAUAUCCACAUCCAUACCAGUAUGAGUUAGACCAGUUCUCUCCCUUGCCGGAACAGUUUGAAAAGGUGGAGCCACAGAUGCCAGACCCAGUGUCACUUACAGCCCCUGUUUUUGUCCAAACAGCCUCUGAGCUGGCAGAAAUGGUGGAUUAUUUAAAAACAGAGAAAGAAAUAGCUGUUGACCUGGAGCAUCAUUCAUAUCGGACAUUCCAAGGGUUCACAUGUCUACUCCAGCUGUCCUCACGUACUCGAGACUAUUUGGUGGAUGCCCUGGAGCUCAGAGCUGACAUGUACAUUCUUAACGAGGUCUUGACUGACCCAGCAAUUGUCAAGGUAUUUCACGGUGCUGACAGUGACAUUGAGUGGCUUCAGCGAGACUUUGGGCUGUACGUGGUGAACAUGUUUGACACUGGCCAGGCUGCCAGAGUUCUGAACUACAGUCGUUUCUCAUUGGCCCACCUCCUGCAGAUGUAUUGUCAGGUGAACGCAGAUAAGCAAUACCAGCUGGCUGAUUGGAGGAUACGACCUCUACCUGCAGAAAUGAUGAAGUAUGCGCAAGAAGACACACAUUACCUGCUGUAUAUCUACGAUUUGUUGAAAAACGAAUUGAUAGAAAAGGGGAACGCGCAGAGAAACUUGUUGCGAUCUGUCCUGCAGAGAAGUACUCAGUUGUGUGGCAAGGUUUAUCGUAAGAACGUGUUCACAGACGAGUCCUACUUGAACCUGUAUCAUCAAAGUAAGAAAGUGUUCAAUUCUCAGCAGCUGCAUUGUCUGAAGAGGCUGUACGAGUGGCGAGAUAAGAUCGCACGACUUGAGGAUGAGAGUACAGGAUAUGUCCUUCCCAAGCACAUGUUGUUACAGAUCGCAGACAUCUUGCCCAGGGAGAGACAGGGUAUCCUGGCCUGUUGUAACCCCACUCCACCCCUCAUUAGACAGUGUGUUAAUGAGCUUCAUGGGCUGAUCAUGGAGGCCAGGGAAAUACCUCUUAUCAAGGUGCAGAAGGAGAGACGCCAACAGUCCAAAUCCUCCUCACAGCCAUGUGUUGACACCAGCCAAGUCUGCUCUCAUGACCUCUCCCACACGCAGUGUGACCAUGAUGGUGCUGAGGCAGGAACACUGUUACUGGAUUCCAGUCUCCUGACGGGGUCAUCUGCCUUGUUUGCUUCCUCCAGACAUAGCACGGUACCUGUGAAGGAGAAUGCCAUAUUGUCAGCCUUCAGCUCCAGUCCCAAGGAUUUACCCACACCCAGCCAGAAGAAGGCCAGAUGUAUACUGGAGAGUUUCCAUAACCCUUUUGAUAUGUAUCUUCCACACUACACAGAGCAUAUGGGGAAGACAGAUAACAAAUCCCACAAACCUACAACUGGAAAACAGCCUAGUUUGUGGAAACUAGUCAAGAAUACAAGUAAAGAGGAUAUUGUAAAGAAACCUAAAGAGCUCAAAGGACCCCGCCCAGAAGACAAACCAAUUAUAACAAAGGAAGAGGAGGACACGAUGGUGCCACUCUCACAUCAGUUCCAAAACCCAAAGAAGAGAAAAAAGCAGGACGAUUGCACAGUGCCAUCGUCACAAGCAGAACAGCCAAAGCAGAAAGUUGGGAAAGUCUCGGGGGGUUCUUCAGAAGCUUUCAAACCAUAUGACUACAGUCAGGCCAACAUGAAAAUGUUUGAGGCUGGGUCACACAGAGGGAGGAAAAGGCACAUCUACGACCCAGAUGGUGCACGCCAGAAAAUGAAGGAGCAUAAGGUUCACAAGUCAAAGCUUCCAGCUGGUGCUGGGAAGAAGAGUUACACAUUUGGCAAGGGAGGUAAAUCUUCAUCCAAGCGGGACUGGCCCAGUCGCCGAAAUUAACAGAUGUCUUACACUGUGUGAAGUGAUAAUGGACGUGAAUUCCAUGGAACAAAAUCUGCUCAUGAGAAAAACUGACUUUUUCUUGUUCAAAGACAGGCGAGACAAGUUACCUCUCUCUUGGUUAAAUGUUACAGUUUGCGAACUACAUAUGUUUGACAUAGGUUCAAGAUAGAUUUGUGAACUACAAGCUAUGAUGCAGUCUUUUCUAGCAAACAAAAGAACUGUGUCGAUAAAUGUUAAAUUGCCUGUGAUCUAACACUUCAAGGGUCCAUUUUAAAAAAAUGUGAUGUAUAAGCCUUUUAAGGCUAAUCCAGCGAUCAAUAUCCUUGCACUAUGCUACUACAUGCAAACAUGUAGAAGGAUUAUGAGAUUUCUGUUACCACUGAGUAGAUGUUUAGGUUUAACAUCUGUAAUAUUGUUUACUAAAGAUUGGGUUAUAGUCUACAUGUAAAAUAUACACUCCUUCCUUAUUACAGAACUGCUGUAGAGGGACAAAUCUGCCAACAUAUACCCUGUUAUAAGUAGCACAUGUUUUUAUGAAGUUUGCUGUGAGUUCAAGUCCAGCUUAUGCUGGCUUCCUCUCUGGCCGUAAGUGAGAAGGUCUGCCAUGUAGCUAAAAAUGCGAAGCUUUUCUUCACUAAACCUUCUGAAAGUGUGUGCAAUUGUGCGCAACCUGGGGAAAAAUUUGAGGGCCAUAUUUUUGACUGGGUUAAAUUGAGUCAGAUGUUAAAAUCUAGUUUUCUGUAAUGAUGGAAGGGUACAUAAAUAUGUACAUACGCCAACAUACAUGUAAGUUACAGAUAACAGCAUGACAGGAUAACACUAACAGUAUUCUGAGAUAUCAUUUUCUUUGCCAGAAUGUGCUUUAUUGUACAUCCCUCGUGUACAUAUAUCCAACCAUGCCAAUCGUCUACUGUUAAAACCGACCUAUGACAUCAAAUUGUUGUUACACCGUUACAUAACUUUAAAGGAAUGGAGCAAUUGAAAACAAGUGUGAAAUGGCCUAGGUAAGCCUACAGGUGAUGGCAGCAAAUGCUGUUUGGCAUGCAAACCUAAAGUAAACAAACAUGUUUUUGGUCAUGUAAACACACGUUCGUCAGCAGGGUGGGUUUAAAGUAACGGAAUGCCUGCGUAACACCCCAGCCUUCAUUAAUUCUAAGGAAUGCAGCGUUACUUGGACAGUCCUCUUUACGUAGUGGUGCGUAUUUGUGU